AUGCUUCCGCUGGGCCUCCUCACCGCGGCGCAAGGCCAUCCGAUGCUCGUCGAGCUCAAGAAUGGCGAGACGCUUAACGGCCAUUUGGUGAAUUGCGACACGUGGAUGAAUCUGACGCUGAAGGAAGUCGUCCAGACGAGCCCUGAGGGUGACAAGUUUUGGCGGCUACCAGAAGUUUACAUCAGAGGCAACAAUAUCAAAUAUCUAAGGGUACCCGAGGAAAUCAUCGAUCUUGCGAGAGAGCAGCAACAACAAAAUCAGCAAGGUGGUCACGGCCAACGUGGUCGCGGUGGCCAGCAACGAGGAGACUCAGGCGCCAGAGGAGAUCGAGGGCGUGGCCGUGGCAGAGGUGGAGGUGGCCGCGGCAGGGGACGGGGUCAGAGUUGA
Molecule: messenger RNA, 387 nt
Organism: Exophiala spinifera
Lineage: Eukaryota; Fungi; Ascomycota; Eurotiomycetes; Chaetothyriales; Herpotrichiellaceae
Exons: 3
Coding region: 1-387 (128 amino acids)
Biological process (GO): P-body assembly; mRNA splicing, via spliceosome; spliceosomal snRNP assembly
Cellular component (GO): spliceosomal tri-snRNP complex; U6 snRNP; P-body
Molecular function (GO): U6 snRNA binding
Source: RefSeq, a predicted model, not a curated record